Melampsora larici-populina 98AG31 is the source of this 939-nucleotide messenger RNA. RefSeq lists its product as uncharacterized. The annotation marks the transcript as partial. NCBI's taxonomy places the organism in Eukaryota, Fungi, Basidiomycota, Pucciniomycetes, Pucciniales, Melampsoraceae. The record is from RefSeq and is a predicted model, not a curated record. The transcript is spliced from 4 exons.
CGUACCUCCAUGCAUGCUUUGAGAAUUGAACAAAUUUGAAUAUGCAUCCAGUACAUGAUAUGUUUCGAAUCUCACGGUCAGCGGAAGCAGCGAAACGAUGCUCGAAUCAAGUGGGACCUUGGCCAUAAAACUGACCCCAGCAUCCCUAUCCUUCUCGCUAUGCUCACAAGUACCAUCAAUCUUUAAUCACUCGUUUUUUAAUACCCUCCUUGGAAUCUGCUUAAAUGAGGCUUGGUCUCACAAUCUCCCGUUUAGCGGCGGCCGUCGUGUGCAACUUCGCCAUACGCAGCAGCGCAGAGCCCUCUUUUGAUUCAAAAUUUUCUGCGAGCGACUUGAGCGCGCUUCAACAACUUUUGCAACAAUAUGCUGACAAGUUAGCUGCCGCCGAUUUCCAAGGGGCAUGGUCACUAUUGGCCCCAAAUGCCAAGGUCACCUUCACCAACAAACUCUUGGGAGGAACUCCUGAGACGGCAAGCACUCAAGCGGAAUUUGUUGCAAUCUAUAAAAAAGCUAGCUUUGAGGGAAAACUCACCCAGAGCUUGUCAAAGGCCACCCUCCUCUCCACAUCCCCAUUCUCGGUUCAGUUGGAUGGAACCGUCAGCACUGAUAAGGGGCCUCUUCCCAAUACGCCUGCCACUUUUCUAACCAAAUGGGUUUUUAACGGUGAUCAUCCUGGCCCUGGAAAGAUUGUUUCUGUGGAUGAUCAGAUUGUGAGCCUUGCGAGCAGCACUCCCAGUUCGAAUGCGCAAACUUCGUCUCCUUCCAGCUCGCCCAGUACUUCGCAAGUUCCAAAUCAAUCGCCCGUCAAGGCCGCCCCAGCUCCAAGUGCCGCGACCUCAGCACAGAGUGGAGGUAAGAUUGCACCUGUGCAAAAUCCAUCACCUGUCAAGGCUGCUCCGGUUCCGAGUGCUGCAACCUCAGCACCGAGUGGAGGUAGUG